Messenger RNA from Amphibalanus amphitrite, 1075 nucleotides. Its product is annotated as ion transport peptide-like. The record is from RefSeq and is a predicted model, not a curated record. Gene Ontology annotation, cellular component: extracellular region. Gene Ontology annotation, molecular function: neuropeptide hormone activity. NCBI's taxonomy places the organism in Eukaryota, Metazoa, Arthropoda, Thecostraca, Balanomorpha, Balanidae. The coding region runs from base 249 to 611 and encodes 120 amino acids. The transcript is spliced from 3 exons. Gene Ontology annotation, biological process: circadian rhythm.
UCCCUCCGGGAUGCAGGGAAACGGUUGGAAGUAUCCGCGCACCAGCUUCGAGUGGGCUUCAGUGCCGGGGCGCAGGUGUAUAUAAGUGCCUCGGGCGCCGUAUCAAAUGGCACACACACAGUCCCACCGUUCGAGCGAGCUGCAAGAAAGCAGCGGGGAGCUUCGAGAGGUCUUCGAGAGCUUCCUGCUGAACUGCUUGGGAGAGGAUCAGACUUCAAGCCUACCCCAUACAGUCUCACAGUUUAAGGAUGCUGCUCUCACACACCUACGUUCCGACGCUCGUCGUGGCCGCUGUCGCGCUUCUCGUCACCCUCCCAGCCGGCGGCCGGGCGCAGCUGAUGGAAGCUGACCCGGAGCUCGGUCACCCACUGCAGAACAAGCGCUCCUUCCUCGGCCUGCAGUGUCGCGGAGUGUUUGACAAGGUCACCUUUCACGAGCUGAACGCCGUCUGCAAGGAGUGCUACGGACUCUAUCAGGAGCCCGAGCUGCAUGGCCUCUGCCGGUCCGAGUGCUUCACCACCGAGUACUUCAAAGGCUGUCUGCAGGCGCUGCGGAGAGCCCACGAGACGGACAAAUUCGACAUGGCCAUCCGCCGGAUCAGCGGCAAAUAAUAGACCCCUGCUGACCAUAGACGAGAAGAGACCAAUGUCACCCGCAUAGGCCAACGCUAGGAUUGAGUGUGUUUGGGUGUAACUUAUGUGCUACUGACGGGCGGCUGACCGCAAGUUGUAUUUGUCAAAUUAAUUAUGGUGUUUCUGUGAGGAGUAAGGGCGCGUUUCUUCGUAGGUACGGCUAUGUUUAUGUGCAAUUGUUUUCUAUAGAGGCUGGGCAUUCAGUUUUUCGAGCAGUCUUCAACUUUUAAAAUUGUCAGUAAACACGAGGUACAAAAUUUACUAUUUAUCUGCUGAUGUUAAAACUUAAAACUAUAUAUACUCCAAGCAUUUAUGUAAUGAACAACGGGCUACAGAUAGCCGUUUAUCUGUUAUAGAUGGGUAUUAUUGUUGUUUCAUUUGUGGAUGCCCUUCACUUUGUAAACCGAUGCAGCAACAAUGUGUUAAAUAAAAUAUACCUAUGA